Molecule: messenger RNA, 1587 nt
Organism: Dreissena polymorpha
Lineage: Eukaryota; Metazoa; Mollusca; Bivalvia; Myida; Dreissenidae
Product: zinc finger protein 271-like
Exons: 2
Coding region: 1-1587 (528 amino acids)
Biological process (GO): regulation of transcription by RNA polymerase II
Cellular component (GO): nucleus
Molecular function (GO): DNA-binding transcription factor activity, RNA polymerase II-specific; RNA polymerase II transcription regulatory region sequence-specific DNA binding
Source: RefSeq, a predicted model, not a curated record
AUGGAAGCGUUGAUGUCACACUUUUUGCUGACCGCCCGAAAUAAACUGACGCUACCAAAAGGUGACACUCUGAGCCUUAGAAAGAACGAGAUCCACACUUGCGAGAGCUUCGUUCAGUUCGAGGAUCUCCGCAACGAAACUCUUGAACCCUCUGACGCCUUGGAGACGACCGUUUUUGACAACAGUGAUACGUCUUCCGUCAGUGAUGACAGCAUCUGCAUCAAACGUGAAAGAGUCCCCCCGUCUCGAUCACAUCCAUUUUCCAUCGAAUCCAUAUUGCGAGACACCAAGCCGAGUCCAGCAGGAAGCUCUUCUCCUGCAGUGAUUACAAGUGCGUUCUUACCAAAUCCUGACUUUACCUAUAUGGAUGUACAGCGUGGUAAAACUGAGCGUCUGGUCAGUGACACGUUCUGGUGUCACGUGUGCCAUGCUUUCUGUAAGGACGCUAUUGAUGCACAGCGCCAUCAUACGAUACACAAGUUCGAGGGAGCCACUUGUAGUCUCCGGAAGUCGCUUCACGCCGUUCACGGUUUCGUCACGAGUCACGUGCGACUUAACGAAGAGAAAAUCCAAUGCAGCCUCUGCGACAGUGCCGUUUCUCCGUGCUUUUUCAACAAACACCAGCGUCUUCACAACGCCCAUAUCUGCGGCGUCUGCCGAAAGGAGUUUUCAACAAGCAGCCGCCUGAAAGAUCACAUGAACGUCCACAUUGGAGCAACACCUUUUGCGUGCACCAUUUGCGACAGGAAUUUCUCUAAAAGGUCUUCGCUGACACUGCACUACCGCUACCACAGGGACCACGGUAGUUUCCAGUGCGAAUACUGCUCAAAGAAGUUUAACAGCAAGUACGCAUGCGUGGUUCACGAGAGACUCCACACGGGAGAUAACCCAUUUCGGUGCUCGAUUGCUGGAUGCGGAAAGAGUUAUCCUCAAAAGAUCCAACUGAAACUUCAUAUGUGCUCCAACAACACUCCACUUAAUCUGAGCCUCAGAAAGAAUGAGAUCCACACUUGCGAGAGCUUCGUUCAGUUCAAGGACCUCCGCAACGAGACGGUUGAAUCCUCUUACGACUGGGAGACGACCGUUUUUAUCAACAGUGAUACGUCUUCCGUCAGUGAUGACAGCAUCUGCAUCAAACGUACAGAAGUCACCCCGUCUGGAUCACAUCCAUAUUCCAUCGAAGCCAUAUUGCGAGACACCAAGCCGAGUUCAACCGGAAGCUCUUCUCCUGCAGUGAUUACAAGUGCGAUCUUUCCAAAUCCUGACUUUACUAAUAGGGUCUCACAGCGUGGCACGGCGGAGCGUCUGGUCUGUGACGUUUUCUGGUGUCACGUGUGCCAUGCUUUCUGCAUGGACGCUAUUGAUGCACAUAGCCACUAUACGAUACACAAGUUAGAGGGAGCAACUUGUAAUCUCCGGAAGUCGCUUCACGCCGUUAACGGGUUCGUCACUCGCCACGUGCGGCUUAACGAAGGAAAGAUCCAAUGCAGCCUCUGUGACAGUGCCGUGUCUACGUGCUAUUUUACCAAACGCCAGCGUCUCCACAACGCCCAUAUCUGUAGCGUCUGCUUGUUGAAAACUAAGUAA